Zasmidium cellare ATCC 36951 is the source of this 1722-nucleotide messenger RNA. RefSeq lists its product as uncharacterized. NCBI's taxonomy places the organism in Eukaryota, Fungi, Ascomycota, Dothideomycetes, Mycosphaerellales, Mycosphaerellaceae. The record is from RefSeq and is a predicted model, not a curated record. Gene Ontology annotation, molecular function: oxidoreductase activity, acting on paired donors, with incorporation or reduction of molecular oxygen; iron ion binding; monooxygenase activity. Bases 1 to 1722 code for a protein of 573 amino acids. The transcript has 4 exons.
AUGGCUAACUCCAUAGCUCUGGCAUUUGCAUGCCUCGCCAUCGCAGGGGUCUUCUUCAGAUUUACCGCAAUCAGGAAAAAUGCUAAGAUUGCAGAGAGCACCGGCUUCAAGGUCUUCUAUUCUCCGGUGUACAUGAAUGAGACAUGGUGGCUGUUUUUACACAAAUUCAUCGUUCCAUUCUUGGAGCUGCUGCCAUCUCCGCUCACAAGACCAUGGCUCAAAACAGCCCAACGAUGGAGGCUUUGGCAUUACUCCUAUGAGCCGUUCGAAGAGGCAGGAAGCGACACCAUCGUGAUGGCCACUCCAUCCGUGAACAUGAUCACAACUUGCGAUCCUGUGGUAAUAAACCAGAUCGUCUCUCAGCCAAGGAAAGUUCAGCAAGAUCCCAAAAUCAUGAAGCUGUUGGCGAUUUGGGGCGACAACAUCACAUCUACGGAUGGAGAAGAAUGGAAACACCAUCGAAGAGUCGUCAAUGCAGGAUUCACCCCUGCUAUACAUGCCAUGGUAUGGGAAGAGGCAUCUGAGCAGGCUCAGACAUUGAUUGACCAUUGGGCAACGCUGGGCUCCGUCGUUCCCGUCGUAAAGAUCUGGAUGUCGAAACUUGCGCUUCAUGUUGUGUCGGCCACCUUCUUCCAUAAGAAGCUGACGUGGAAAGAGGUGGAUCAUGUGCCCACGGGACAUCAAAUGGGGUUUGAGCAGGCUCUGAAUACUGUCAUUCGGCAUUUACAGCCCAUAGCCUUGCUGAAAGCUCGUUUGAAGUGGCUUCCGUUCAAGACUACGCAAGAGGCCUACACUGCGUUUAGUGAAUGGACAGCGUAUAUGAAGGAGCUGCGCCAGAUCGUUCUUGAUAGACUCGAUGAGACGGCGAAGAAGCCUAACAAGAGCUUGCUUGAAAGCAUCGUAGUUGCCGGGGCGACGGGCGAAGCGAAAGAUGCACUUCCAGAAGACCACGCUCUUGGCAACCUGUUCCUCACAGCCUUGGCCGGCCACGAAACUACUGCCAACACAAUGGCGUUCACGAUCCUGUUACUCGCUGUAUACCCGGAGUGGCAGAGGCGAGUGCAGGAGCAGCUCGAUCAGCAAUUUGAUGGGCGAGAACGGCUGCAGUGGAGCUUCGAUCAGGACUAUCAAGCUCUUCAGAAAGGGCCAGUAUGGGCGGUACUCAAGGAGUCCAUGCGGUUGUACAACGUCGUACAGCACCUCUAUCGGAAGACCGUGGCGCCGACGACGCUCCUAGAUUCACAGGGCGUGGCGCAUGAAGUACCAGCUGGUACACUCUGUCAAUUCAAUCUCGGCGCUAUCUGGAGAAACCCAAACCGGUGGACUUCUCGCACUGCAACAGACAAGCGAAGGGAAAAGAUGCGCAACUGUCCAGCACUGGAUUUCGACCCCGAGAGAUGGCUCAGCAAUUCAGACCUCGUCAAUGAUCAAGACCUGCAUGUGCCGCGAUUCUUUCCCUUCGGUCAAGGACCACGACAGUGCCCUGGAGAACGCUUCGCCAUGGUUGAGAUGACCUCCGUCUUCGCAACAGUCUACAAGAACUACUCGGUGGAGCUGGUCGUUUCUCAGGAGAAGCUCAAAGCAUGUGGCGGUGAUAAGGAGGCCGCUUGGGAAAGUGCGAGAGAGGGCGCUAUCAGGACACUGAGUGAGGAUAUUGUGUCCAACAUCAAUCUGGAGCUGUGGAAGGAGUUGCCGAUUCAAAUUGUCAAGAGACAUGGCUGA